AUGAAGCAGUCUCUGCUUGUCUUCACGGUGCUCUUCAUCUCGUCAGCAAUAUGUACGGAGACCUCGCCGUUCCUGCCACCUCUGAAGAACGAAUCCAUCAGUAAAAGAGCCGCUGAUGCUCUCCGAAUCUUGAAGCGUCAAGAUAAUUGCCCCUCUGGAUACAAUGGCUGUUCCAACGAGGGCAACUCCAACAUCUGUUGUCAGAGUGGGACCAUAUGUACUCACGAUGCUGCUAACAACAUCGCCUGUUGUCCCACCGGCGCAAGCUGUACGGGAUCUCUCACUGCACCCACGUCCACCACCAGCGGUUUCAUGUUCCCCCAUUCCACCUCCGCCUCCACGACAUCGACAAGCGCCGAUGCCACCAUCACUGGCUCUACCGUCCCUGGAGCCCCAUACCCCUUCGUGUACAUCCCAACCACUUUCGCAAACGCUGCGACAUGCUCUUCCUAUUACUCUCAAUGCCAGUCAGAGUUCUCGAGCUGCUUGGUAUCUCUGGGGGGAGCGUACGGAGUGACGGUCGCAGGAGCUGGAGGCGCAGGUGUGACGGUACAAGGCGGGGCGGCAGUUACGCCGGCAGCGGCAGCUCAAUCGAUCUGUUCGAGCCUGAGUACGAGGGCAUGUUACGGAUUGGAGGAAGGAUAUUGCACGGCUUUUGGGACGGCGAGCCCGACUUCGACUGGUGGAGUAUUCAUCAAUCCCUCCAGCGAUGCAUCGAGGCGGUCAUCCAGCCUCUAUGAUCUAGCAAUUGCUCUAGCUGCUGGAAUCGGCGGCAUGUUUUUGUGA
Messenger RNA from Rasamsonia emersonii CBS 393.64, 786 nucleotides. RefSeq lists its product as uncharacterized. The transcript has a single exon. NCBI's taxonomy places the organism in Eukaryota, Fungi, Ascomycota, Eurotiomycetes, Eurotiales, Trichocomaceae. Bases 1 to 786 code for a protein of 261 amino acids. The record is from RefSeq and is a predicted model, not a curated record.